AGGAGGUGUGGUAACUGAUGGACGUGCGAAACGGUUUGACAACCGCGUCGUGACAGAAGAACAAACGCUCAUGGAAAAGUCGGCAACAAUCGUCUCUCUUCUUCUUCUUCUUCUCAUUCCUUGGGGUUUCCGUACAUAUUCUUUUUCCGAAUCCUAUCUUCUAGGGUUUAACAUUCUCCCUCUUUUCUCCCCCAUCUUUUCCAAAUUCCUCUCUGCUUCUUUCUUUUUCAAUCACCAUCGCCUUUGCUAGAAGGUGCUUCUCGAGAAUUUUCCGUGUUCAAUGAAGAAAUCUUGUUUUUGUUCGAUUCAAUUUUGCGCGAGUUUGAUUUCAGGCUGAAUUUGAAUUUGAUCGGUGAAAUUCGUUUGCAGAUCUGUAAAUAACCGUUUGUAUGAAACGGAAUCCGUACAGUUUUGUUGGAGAGGAUUAUUUCUUUAGAGGUUUAUUAUUUGCGUAAGCGUUCAUACGUUUGCUGGAGAUUGAGAUGGCGUUUCUGGAGUUGAAUGAAGAAAUCUGGUUUUUGUUCGACUAAUUUUGGCGUAUGCUGUGGUGUCAUUCCAGAUAUAUGUAUCGUUGUUUCGCGAAUUUGAUAUCAGUUGAAUCUAAAUUUGAUCAAGUGAAAUUCGUUUUCAGAGGAUUUAUGCGUUUGCUAGAGAUCGAGAAGGUGUUUUGGAGAAUUUCGGAGUUGAAUGAAGAAAUCUGUUUGUCCGAUUCAAUUCGAAGUUGCGCGUUUCAGGUUGAAUGUGAAUUUGACGAGGUGAAACGGAAUCGGUUCGAUUUGGUUGGAAUUGUUAUAUGUGUAAUGUGUCAUGCAUUUAAUUUAGGUUUUGAUGGUGGAAUAUUUAAGAGGUUGAUGAAGAGGAAAGAAUAAAGAGCAUUGACAAGAUUGUUUAUUUGUCUCUGGUCCCCUGCUUUAAGUUUGGCAGAAAUACCAGUUGGUGGGACCUAGGGUUAGAGAUUAUUAACUCCUUCCUGACCUUUUUUUAAUUAUUUAGAAGUUAAAUUGCUCCGUUUUCGAGCUUGAAUUCGAGGAAUUAAGCUCUUGUACAAAAUCGAUCGUGGCGUGGUGAUUACAGGUUUAUGGAUUCAGCUGAAAAAUCUGCAAAUAAAAUUAGUAGUAUGGGAUCUGGUAGCAUUGAUCAGGUUGAUGAUGAUGAUUCGCCAUAUGCUCGUAAAGAUAAUAAAGGUCUCAAGUCAUCAAUUUCUCAUCAAGAUUCGGAUUUACAUUCGAGAGGCUGGGAUGAUGUCUCUGUCUAUAAUGCCAAGAAGAAGAAUUAUGCUUGGUUUCAAGCCCCUGAUGGAAAGUGGGAACUGGCAAAGAUUAUAUCUGUAACAGGCACUGAAUCACUCAUUGCAUUUUCUGAAACAAAAGUAUUAAAGGUGCAAUCUGAUUGUCUGUUACCUGCCAAUCCAGAAAUCCUUGACGGGAUAGACGAUCUAAUUCAAUUAAGUUAUUUGAGCGAACCAUCAGUCUUGUACAACCUUCAAUAUAGAUAUGAACGAGACAUGAUUUAUUCAAAAGCGGGACCUGUGUUAGUUGCCAUCAACCCUUUUAAAACGAUUCCAUUGUAUGGAGAUGACUACAUGCAUGCCUAUAAGAGGAAAAAGAUUGAUAGCCCUCACGUAUACGCCAUUGCUGAUACAGCUAUCCGGGAAAUGAUUAGAGAUGAAGUAAACCAAUCGAUUGUGAUAAAUGGUGAAAGCGGAGCUGGGAAAACUGAAACAGCAAAGAUAGCAAUGCAAUACUUAGCUGCAGUUAGAGGGGGUAGUGGAAUAGAGUACGAGAUACUGAAAACGAAUCCAAUUUUGGAAGGAUUCGGGAAUGCAAAAACAUCGAGAAAUGACAACUCGAGUCGUUUUGGAAAGCUAAUUGAAAUACACUUUAGUGAAAUCGGAAGAAUAGCAGGUGCCAGUAUUCAAACAUUUCUUCUUGAAAAGUCAAGAGUUGUUCAGUGCACAGAAGGUGAAAGGUCAUAUCAUUCGUUUUAUCAGCUUUGUGCAGGAGCUCCACCUUCUCUUAGAGAGAAACUAAACUUGAAGAGUGCGCAUGAGUACAAAUAUUUGCAGCAAAGCAAUUGCUAUAAUAUUUCCGGGGUAAAUGAUGCUGAAGAAUUUCGUAUCGUAGUGGAAGCUCUGGAUAUUGUUCAUGUUAGCAAAGAGGACCAAGAAAAUGUUUUUUCAAUGCUUGCAGCAGUGUUAUGGCUCGGAAAUGUAACAUUUCAAGCUGUUGACGACAACAAUCAUGUGGAACCUAUGAUUGAUGAAGCUCUUCUAACUGUUGCUAAAUUGCUUGGGUGUGAGGCUGAGAAUCUACAGACCGCUUUAUCCACUCGGAAAAUGACUGUUAUGAAUGAAAACAUAAUCAAAAGGCUAAAUCUAACUCAGGCAAUGGAUUCACGCGACGCGUUGGCAAAAUCAAUAUAUUCUUGUCUGUUUGAUUGGUUGGUGGAACAGAUCAACAAAUCACUUUCUGCGGGGAAACGUCUGUCUGGAAGAUCCAUCAGCAUUCUUGAUAUUUACGGAUUCGAAUCAUUUGACGUAAAUAGUUUAGAGCAGUUCUGCAUUAAUUAUGCAAAUGAGAGAUUACAGCAACACUUUAAUCAUCAUUUAUUCAAGCUAGAACAGGAGGAAUAUAUCCAAGAUGGCAUUGACUGGGCAAAGGUUGACUUUGAGGACAAUCAAGCUUGUCUCAGUCUUUUUGAGAAGAAACCAUUAGGAUUACUAUCCCUAUUAGAUGAAGAAACCACAUUUCCAAACGCGACAGAUAUGUCAUUUGCCAACAAGCUAAAGCAACACUUGAGUGAUAAUCCGUGUUUUAGAGGAGAACGAGGCAAAGCGUUCACGGUUCAUCAUUAUGCUGGGGAAGUAAAAUAUGACACAACCGGGUUUUUGGAGAAAAACCGCGAUUUAUUGCAUUCGGUUGCCAUUCAACUUCUGUCUUCUUGCACAUGCAAACUUCCUCAGAUUUUUGCUUCCAGUAUGCUUUCUUUGACUGAGAAGCCUGCAGUUGGUUCACUAAAUAAAUCAGGUGGCGCAGAUUCCCAGAAGCUUAGUGUCACGUUAAAGUUUAAGGGCCAAUUAUUCCAACUAAUGCAACGUUUGGGGAACACAAGGUCACAUUUCAUACGUUGCAUUAAGCCCAAUGACUCACACGCGUCUGGAAUUUAUGAUCAACAACUUGUACUUCAGCAGCUAAAAUGUUGUGGUGUUUUAGAAGUCGUUCGAAUAUCAAGAUCUGGAUUUCCAACAAGAAUGACCCAUCAAAAAUUCGCAAGAAGGUAUGGUUUUCUUCUUCUCGACCAUGUUGCAUCACAAGAUCCACUAAGUGCAUCUGUUGCCAUCCUUCAACAAUUCAAUAUUCUUCCCGAAAUGUAUCAAGUUGGCUAUACAAAGUUGUUCUUUCGAACCGGACAGAUUGGUAAGCUUGAAGAUACACGAAAUCGUACUCUGAAUGGCAUAUUACGCGUUCAAAGCUGCUUUAGAGGUCACAAAGCGCGUCUGAUUCUGAGAGAAAUGAAACGAAGAAUUUUCACUCUUCAAUCAUUUGUUCGAGGGCAAAAAGAUAGAAAGGAGUUUGCAAUCUUACUACACAGACAUAGAGCAGCAGCGCGUAUACAAAAGCGGAUUAAGGCAAUCAAUGUUAGGAAAGACUACAAGAAACUUUAUGAUGCAUCAGAUGUCAUACAAGCAGUUAUUCGCGGAUGGCUUGUCCGAAAAAGUACAGAGGGCACUUGCCUGCAACGAUUUAAGGGUAACAAGGACGAUGUGCUGGUGAACAAAACGUAUCUGGCGGACCUACAACGACGAGUUCUUAAAGCUGAGAUUGGUUUACGCGAAAAAGAAGAAGAAAAGGAAAUGAUCCAGCAACGCAUCCAACAAUACGAAACCCGUUGGUCUGACUACGAGCAGAAAAUGAAAUCCAUGGAAGAACUAUGGCAGAAACAGAUGAACUCACUUCAAUCUAGCCUAACUUUAGCAAAACAGAACCUAACAGUAGACGAUUUUUCUGAUCCUUCGGUCAACCUAACCAGCGCGAAUAACUUCAGCCGAAGAAACUCAAACGAUGCAGCAGGGGCCAGUAGCAAUGAAAUGAGCGCUGGACUGAGUUUGAUCAGCCGGUUAGCCGAGGAGUUUGAGCAGAGAAGCCAUGUGUUUGGAGAUGAUGCACAGUUUCUGGUGGAGGUUAAGUCGGGUCAAGCGGAGGCAAGUUUGAACCCGGAAGAAGAACUUGGGAGGUUGAAACAGAGUUUUGAAGGGUGGAAGAAGGAUUUUGGCGCCAGAUUGAGGGAGACAAAGGUAAUUUUGAACAAACUAAGUAGUGAAGAAGGGAGUAGUGGUCGUGGUGGUGAAAAGGUUAAAAAGAAUUGGUGGGGGAGGCUUAACAGCUCAAGGGUUAAUUGAGUUUCUUAUAUUAGCAUUCAUGUGGGUUUCAUUGAUUUCGAAAUCCCUAUAUAAGUUUUUUAUGUUUGUUUCUGUCAUUAGUAAAAAUAAAGGAAAAUAUAUGUUACAUGUAUCUAUAAUUCAAUUGGAUUGGAUCGUCUCUAGAACCUAAAAACGGAUUGUAAAAUUAAGCCCUUAUUGUUUAUCUAAUGACUCUAACAUGAAGGAA
Helianthus annuus (common sunflower) is the source of this 4607-nucleotide messenger RNA. RefSeq names its product myosin-1. Lineage: Eukaryota; Viridiplantae; Streptophyta; Magnoliopsida; Asterales; Asteraceae. The coding region runs from base 1079 to 4399 and encodes 1106 amino acids. Gene Ontology annotation, cellular component: vesicle; actin cytoskeleton; cytoplasm. The transcript has 22 exons. The record is from RefSeq and is a predicted model, not a curated record. Gene Ontology annotation, biological process: vesicle transport along actin filament; actin filament organization. Gene Ontology annotation, molecular function: microfilament motor activity; ATP binding; actin filament binding.